AGGUUUGCAGGGGUUAUCCAUCUGUGGCUGUAUAACCUGGUCAUUGGUAUUAAAAAUAUUUCACAGGUCAAGGUACACAAGGUUUACAGUAGGACAAUUAACGUGACCAUGGGAGAUAUGAAGACUCCAGACUUUGAUGACCUUCUUGCGGCCUUUGACAUCCCAGAUAUGGUUGACCCUAAAGCUGCUAUUGAGUCUGGGCAUGAUGAUCAUGAAAGCCACAUAAAACAGAACGUGCAUCCUGAUGAUGAUUCUCACGCACCAUCAUCAUCUGAUGUUGGUGUAAGUGUUAUUGUGAAAAAUGUGAGGACAAUCGAUUCUUCUGAAGGAACAGAGAAGGAGGGCCACCAUUCCGCUGGCAACGGCUUGCAUAAUGGGUUUUUAACUGUGUCAGCUCUAGAAAGUUAUAAUAAGGAGGAGGGGAAAUCUCUCAAAGAUGAGGGCUCCAUUUCUGAUACUGCACUCAAAGAGUCAGCCUUCAACCAGUUUAGCCCUAUCUCGAGUGCUGAGGAAUUUGAUGAUGAUGAAAAAAUUGAGGUUGAUGAUCCCCCAGACAAAGAAGACCUGCGAGGAAACUUCAGAGCUAAUGUAUUAACAGGGUCUGUCUCCCAGCCAGACUAUGAGAAGUUAAAGGGACUUGGAGGAGAUAACCUAAUAAAACCUGGAGCUGCUGGUCAAGGUAACGCUGAUAAAAACAAGGUUGUCAAAAGAGACUCAGAGACAAGCUCAACAUCCUUAGGCAUGUAUGAACCUUUCAAAGCAAGGAAGCUAGAUGAUAAGUUGCUUAAAGAAAAUCCUGAAAAAUUACUUGAAAAUAGAGCAAUGGAUGGGAAAGUAGGCACGGAGAAAGGAGAUACGAAUCUUACCAGUGUUUCACAAUCUAAAGCAAAGUCAUCAGCAAAACUGUCCUCAUGUAUUGCUGCAAUUGCAGCACUUAGUGCUAAAAAAGCAGCAACGGACAUCACUAAAGAUCCACAGUCUAAUUCAAGGGAACCUUCUCCCUUGCCGAAAGAUACAAGUGAAAGCCCCAGGGCCAUUGACAAGUCACCCGAAUCUCAGAGUCUUAUUGACUGUGCCAAAAAAACCUCCGUUAAGCAGCCUGAUAGUCCCAGGAGUGUGUCGAGUGAGAACAGUAGCAAAGGGUCCCCACCAUCACCUGCAGGAUCAACACCAGCAAUUCCAAAAGUCCGCAUAAAAACUAUCAAGACGUCAUCUGGAGAAAUCAAGCGAACAGUUACAAGAGUGUUGCCAGAGAUUGAUCUGGACGGUGGUAGGAAACCAGAGCAAACGGCUUCCAUGAUGGCUUCUAUGACAUCAUUGCUGUCGUCACCUACUUCUGCUGCAGUCCUUUCUUCUCCUCCAAGGGCUCCACUUCCGUCAACAGUUGUCACCAAUGCUGUUGCUUCUGCAGAGCUUGCUCCGAAACAAGUUACUAUUAAGCCCGUAGCUACUGCUUUUUUACCCGUAUCGGCCGUUAAGACAGCAGGAUCCCAGGUUAUCAACCUGAAGCUUGCUAAUAACACCACAGUGAAAGCCACAGUCAUUUCUGCUGCGUCGGUGCAGAGUGCCAGCAGUGCCAUUAUCAAAGCCGCCAACGCUAUACAACAGCAGACUGUUGUGGUGCCAGCAUCAAGCCUUGCUAGUGCAAAACUUGUGCCAAAGACUGUCCAUCUUGCCAACCUUAAUCUACUGCCUCAAAGUGCUCAGACCACCUCUGAACUCCGCCAAGUGCUCACAAAACCUCAGCAACAGAUCAAGCAGGCAAUAAUUUCUGCUGCAGCAGCGUCACAGCCUUCAAAGAAAGUAUCCAGAGUCCAGGUGGUGUCGUCUUUACAGAGCUCUGUAGUUGAAGCAUUCAACAAGGUGCUGAGCAGUGUUAACCCGGUCCCAGUUUACAUCCCAAACCUCAGUCCUCCUGCGAAUGCGGGUAUCACCGUGCCCACACGCGGUUAUAAGUGUUUGGAAUGUGGUGACUCCUUUGCCCUUGAAAAGAGUCUUACACAACACUAUGAUAGGAGGAGUGUGCGGAUUGAAGUCACCUGCAACCACUGCACAAAGAAUCUUGUUUUCUAUAACAAGUGCAGCCUUCUUUCUCAUGCUCGUGGACAUAAAGAAAAGGGAGUGGUCAUGCAGUGUUCCCACUUGAUUCUGAAACCAGUUCCAACAGAUCAAAUGAUAGCUUCUCCUACAAGCAGUGCUUCUGUUGCAUCAUCCAUUCUCCAAAGCCCUGUUGGAGUGGGUACCCACACUGUAGCAAAAAUUCAGUCUGGCAUAACUGGGACGGUCAUAUCAGCUCCUGCAAGUACUCCCGUUCCUCCCGCUAUGCCUCUAGACGAAGACUCUUCAAAGCUAUGCAGGCAUAGCCUGAAGUGUUUGGAGUGCAAUGAGGUUUUCCAAGAUGAGACAUCUUUAGCAACACAUUUCCAGCAGGCUGCUGACUCAAGUGGACAAAAGACGUGCAGUAUAUGCCAGAUGUUGCUUCCGAACCUGUGCAGUUUUGCAUCACAUCAGAGGAUUCAUCAGCAUAAAUCUCCCUAUACAUGUCCUGAGUGUGGCGCAAUCUGCAGAUCAGUCCACUUCCAGACCCAUGUCACAAAGAAUUGUCUACACUACACUCGAAGAGUUGGAUUCCGCUGUGUCCACUGUAAUGUGGUAUACUCAGAUGUGGCAGCACUCAAGUCCCAUAUUCAAGGUUCUCACUGUGAAGUCUUCUACAAGUGUCCCAUUUGUCCGAUGGCUUUCAAAUCGGCACCUAGCACACAUUCUCAUGCCUACACACAACACCCUGGAAUCAAGAUAGGAGAACCGAAAAUUAUAUACAAGUGUUCUAUGUGCGACACGGUGUUUACUCUGCAGCCGUUGCUGUAUCGCCACUUUGAUCAACACAUUGAAAACCAGAAGGUCUCUGUCUUCAAGUGUCCAGACUGCUCACUUUUGUAUGCUCAGAAGCAGCUUAUGAUGGAUCAUAUCAAGUCUAUGCACGGGACACUGAAAAGUGUUGAAGGACCACCAAACCUGGGUAUUAAUUUGCCACUAAGCACGAAGCCUACCACUCAGAACUCCAUCAGUCAUAACAAAGAGGACUCAAAAUCUGUAAAUGGGACAGAAAAGACAGAGAAGAAGUCUCCUUCUCCCGCAAAGAAAGCAGAUUCCAAAAAAGUACCUAAUCCUGGCUGGACAUGCUGGGAGUGUGAUCGAUUGUUUACCCAGAGAGAUGUUUACAUAUCCCAUAUGAGGAAAGAACAUGGAAAGCAAAUGAAGAAACAUCCUUGUCGGCAGUGUGACAAGUCUUUCAGUUCAUCACACAGUCUUUGCCGCCACAAUCGGAUCAAACACAAAGGCAUUCGGAAAGUUUACGAAUGCUCGCAUUGCCCAGAUUCAAGGCGUACUUUUACCAAGCGAUUGAUGCUAGAAAAACAUAUUCAACUGAUGCAUGGCAUCAAGGAGCCUGAUGUGAAAGAGAUGACAGAAUCAACCAGCAUAGGGGAUAGUGCAGUCAAAGAAGAAACUAAGGUUCCCAGUCCGAAGCGUAAGCUGGAGGAGCCUGUGCUGGAAUUCAGGCCCCCUCGAGGUGCCAUCACUCAGCCGUUGAAGAAAUUGAAGAUCAAUGUUUUUAAAGUUCACAAAUGUGCAGUUUGUGGCUUCACAACAGAGAACCUGCUUCAAUUUCAUGAACAUAUUCCCCAGCACAAAUCCGAUGGCUCUUCUUACCAAUGCCGGGAAUGUGGUCUCUGUUAUACCUCCCACGUCUCUCUCUCCAGGCAUUUGUUCAUCGUGCAUAAACUGAAGGAACCUCAGCCAGUCUCGAAACAGAACGGAUCUGGGGAAGAUAGUCAGCAGGAAAACAAACCCAGUCGCGAGGAGGAGUCAUCUGACAACGCCAUUUCUGACAGGAAGUGCAAAGUUUGUGCAAAGACGUUUGAAACUGAAGCUGCCUUAAACACCCACAUGAGGACACAUGGGAUGGCCUUCAUCAAAUCCAAACGAAUGAGUUCGACUGAAAAAUGACCUGCCCCCCCCCCCAUCCCCUGUGCAUUUUCCAAAAGCAAAAAAGGCCGUCUCUACUUCAAGAACAUAAUUAGGAUUUCUUUCUCUUCUUUUUUUCUUUUCUCUUUUGGUACAGAAAAUUUUCCAUACUAGAGUUUACAGUUCUUCCUCGGCUGUUGCAAUAGAUUGUACGUAAAGGAUUCUUCAUCACCUCAUUGCUAGAUACACACAGAGGUAUAUAAAAAUCCCCCUCAAAAGCAUUAAAUAAAGCAGUAUUUGAGAAAUUUGUAUAUAUUUAAACAGAUAGUUUUUCUACUGUUUGUUAUGUGUUUGUAUUGGUGUUUAGUGGGAAUUCCUGGUGCUUUUUUGUCUGUGUUUUUUUCUUCCUAAUAGAAUGUUUGUUUUAAAGCAGAGUUCUUAGCAGUGGGGCAGUGCUUAAGAGUCCGUUAAACUGCUUUGUCAAGGGGUCCCUGUCUGCCAUUUCUUUAGCAAUGUGGGAACUCUUCCCAUUUAAGUCCUUUCUGUGCUGCUCUGAUAACCUCAGGAAUCCCAGAUACACAACUCUUCCUCAUGGCCAACGUCACUCUUCCAGGAAACAGGGGCAAUACUGACAUUGGACAGUUCUAUAUCAUGAGGCAUGUGCACACCACAUUGGUCUCUCUGGACUAGGCUGAAACAUCCAAAUUACUGGAGCUGCAGGGGAGGGUCCAUAUCUUGCUGGCUUCCAUGGCUCUUAAGUUGUGGUCAGAAGAUGGGCCUGAGAUCUAUUCUUAUGACAGGACGAUGGCGCCUAAUGAAACUAGAAGGCAGCAAUUAGAGACAGUGAAUGAAAAGCAGGUGCUCAUUUUGAAUGAUGAACUAGAUGUAUGCUCACAAAUAAUUCAUCACACUUGUAUGUUGGUAGGAUCAGAAGGAUGUGGGAUCGUUUCAUGAUGACUGUUGGCAUUAAAAUUUUAGAUGCUUGCUGAAUAUCUUUUAGUAUUAAAUUCAGAGGGUCUCACAGAAGUUUCGCCAAAAUUAUGAUAAGAGGCUGCACAAUAUCAUUUCUCUCCUAUGCAGCAGUGCUUGCGUGAGAGUAACACCCUUGGAGCAUUGUGCAACUUGUGUGUUAAGAAUCACACUCCUUAGCUGUCCUCCGUUACACUUUUGAGAGAUGUCUUUGGGAUCUUUUAAGCCCAAAAGAUUCAUAGUAAUUUUUGCAAAUAUGGAAGGCUUAGAUGUGCUACAUUAAAUAA
This is a messenger RNA of Pogona vitticeps (central bearded dragon), 5222 nucleotides long. It is a transcript of the gene ZNF532, whose product is annotated as zinc finger protein 532. The record is from RefSeq and is a predicted model, not a curated record. Lineage: Eukaryota; Metazoa; Chordata; Lepidosauria; Squamata; Agamidae.